UGUGACGCGCGUGCGAGGGUCUGUAAAGCUCGCUUUUGUCACUUUCCCUGGCUCGUGCAUCGAAAAUCCACGCCCUUUGACGCCUCUGAAAAGUUGCUGCCGACAGCGAUCAGGUUUGACGGGCAAUCGACACCGAUAAUCAAAGGACACGAAGUCGAUGAAGUUCAAGAGGAACUUAGACCGAUCUACGAUGAACAGGAACUGUCGAACCUGGUCAACUGUGUGAAAGACAUGACAACCCUGGGCGGACUAAGGAAGGAGGACUGGUCCUAUUACUUGGAAUUGACAAUUCGAGAGUUCUUUCUAAAUCCGAACUUCACCACCCUGACCAUCUAUUAUUUAUACAACAGGCUCGCUGCUUCUCUGUCGUUCCCUAUUGUGCCGGUAUACGAGCUCACCUACUUCAUCAGGGAACCACAAGAGAUCCUGCGAGCGGACACAUUUCGGGAUCGCGUGUUGUUCGGCUCGGUGAACGAUAAAGUAGAGCAGCACGUGCUGUCGGUUGUUCAAAACGUGCUGUCGCCGAUCUUCCUCAAGAUCGAAACCUGGCCAGACAGUAUCCACCCAGAAAGGAUUCUCGUCCGCUUUGUUCAGUGGCUUAACUCGUGUUUAAUUAGUCGGGGAAAGUUUUCCGGGGAGCACGGUAUCGUAACGAUACUUCAACGAGCUGAACUACGAAACUUUCUUGUCUCCUCUAGGACUUUCUUCUCUUUUUGCUCUCCUUCCCUCUCUUUCUCUCCCUUUCUGGUAAACAAUCUGUGGGUGUAAAACCGCCAGCUAUAAGUUUAAUUGGGUAGCAGUGGGCGCUCUAGAAUCUUCGGCGGCGAAUGUCCCGCGUCAAUGGCGUUUUCCGAAAUUCAAAUCUGCAAAAUUCAGCUUCCUACUUGAAAGAAACUUGUCGGAAGCUUUUGUAUAGUUUAGGUACGGAGUUUUCAUAAUCUUGCCACUUUGGGGUAACAAUUUCAAUAACGAUACUUUUAAUUCUGAUGCCUGAAAUUUUCCACGUUCUUGACCCCUUGAAAGUAGGAAGUUUCCAAGUUAAUGAUAGAGCUAACGUACUUCAAAUGAUCAGGUUUCAUGGAAAUUU
Molecule: messenger RNA, 1087 nt
Organism: Bombus pyrosoma
Lineage: Eukaryota; Metazoa; Arthropoda; Insecta; Hymenoptera; Apidae
Exons: 3
Coding region: 232-768 (178 amino acids)
Source: RefSeq, a predicted model, not a curated record